This is a messenger RNA of Ictalurus furcatus (blue catfish), 3120 nucleotides long. It is a transcript of the gene epx, whose product is annotated as eosinophil peroxidase. The coding region runs from base 904 to 3120 and encodes 738 amino acids. Lineage: Eukaryota; Metazoa; Chordata; Actinopteri; Siluriformes; Ictaluridae. The record is from RefSeq and is a predicted model, not a curated record. Gene Ontology annotation, biological process: response to oxidative stress. The transcript is spliced from 10 exons. Gene Ontology annotation, molecular function: peroxidase activity; heme binding.
CUCACGUGAGUCCAUCAUGGCUUCUGUGUGUGUGUGUGUGUGUGUGUCUUAGAGCUGUUGGGCGUGGACGACGUUGAGACGUUGCUGGAAGCUACAGGGUGUUCGGCAGAGCUCAAGAGACCUGUGUGCAAAAGUAACUGCCUUUCAGAGCGCUACCGCACCAUCACGGGCCAUUGCAACAACAGGUACUCACUGAAUAUUGCAGCAGCAAAGACAAAAAACACAGCAAUAAGAGCUAUACACUCACCGGCUCACUCACUUUAAUAGGAACAUCUGAAGACCUGCUUAGUCGUGCAGUUAUCUAAUCAGAUAAUCAUGUGGCAGAAGCGCAAUACAUACAGUCAUACAGAUAAUACCGUCAAAAGCUUCAGUUAUUGUUCGCAUCAGACAUCAGAAAUGGGAACAAAAUGGGAUCUGGCAUGGUUUUUGGUGCUGGUUGGAGUAUUUCAGAAACUGUUGCUCUCCUAGGAUUUUCAUACACGACUGUAAAGUCUGUAAAGUUUACACAGAAUGGUAUGAUAAGCAAAACAUCUAGUGAGUGACAGUUCUGUGGGCGGAAACGCCUUGCUGAUGAUAGAGGUCGGAUUGGUUCAAGCUGACGGGUAGGCUACGGUAAAUCAAAUACCUACUCUUUACAACCCUCAUGAGCAGAAAAGCAUCUCGGAACAGACAACCUGCCGAACCUCGAGGUGGAUGCGAUACAGUGCAGCAGCAGCAGAAGACCACUUCAGGUUCCAGUCCUGUCAGCUAAUAACAGGAAUCUGAACAGGAAGCCUCACUGAAACCGGGCAGUUUACAGAUUACAAAAAAAACAUCACCUGGUCCAGCUGUCCAGUGAGCGUGUUCCCACUUUAGCCUCGGAUUCCAAAUAGGUGUUCGUAUUAAAGUGGCCGGUGAGUGUAUAUGCGGUUAAACACCUUUAACACCAGUUGUGUGAUGGGUCUUUACUGCAGACAGAAUCCACUGCUGGGGGCAGCGAACACUCCGUAUGCUCGCUGGCUUCCACCAGCAUAUGAAGAUUUUCCCGGCACACCCAGAGGCUGGAACCCCCAGCACACCUACAGUAACUUUACACUGCCUCCAGUAAGACGUGUUUUAUUAGUAUAUAGACUGCACAGUUGUAUGGAAACACUUAGAGUUCGCGUCGUGUCGCAGGAGGUGUUGUACACCCAGAACGAGAAGAUCUCUUUGGAUUUGUCUCUGUCUCACCUACUGGUCGAGUGGGGGCAGUGGAUUGACCAUGAUCUGUCACUGACACCUCAGAGCCCCAGUACGGCCUCGUUCAAGACCGGGGCAGACUGCACCCGUACCUGCAGCAGAGACACACCAUGUUUCCCCAUACAGAUCCCUCUCUCGGACCCCCGUCGUGGUGUUCAGAGCUGCAUGCCAUUUUUCCGCUCGGCUCCCAGCUGUGUAGAUGCCUCUAUCGUGUGCCGUCACCGAGAGCAGCUGAAUGCCAUCACAGCCUUCGUAGAUGCCAGUAUGGUCUAUGGCAGUUCAGACGAGCUCGCUCGCUCUCUGCGUAAUCUGUCCUCUUCUCUUGGCUUACUCACACACAACCAGCUGCAUUCAGACCAGGGACUCGCCUACCUCCCAUACCUGCCCCGCACACACACCCAACUGGACCCGUGUGCACCACGACAAGACUCCAACACAGGAAAGAACACAACGUCUAUGGGCAACUUGACCUUCUGCUAUCUGGCAGGUGAUUCUCGGGCUAAUGAGCACUUGGGAAUGAUUGCUCUCCACACACUGUUUCUGAGAGAGCAUAAUCGAUUAGCCAAGGAGCUGCACAUGCUCAACCCCCACUGGAGCCCAGAUACACUGUACCAAGAGGCCAGGAAAAUCCUUGGAGCUGUCCAUCAGGUCCUGACAUGGGAUCACUACUUGCCACGUGUCCUGGGGCACGGAGCAUAUGCCAAACUCAUGCCCCCCUAUCAGGGUUAUGACCCUGAGGUCGACCCCAGCAUUACCAACGGCUUCUCCACCGCUGCCUUCCGCUUUGCCCAUGUGACCGUACAACCCGUUGUGAACCGACUCGGACCUGGAUAUCACCUCGACCCUAAACAUCCACCACUGCCUUUACACCACUCGCUGUUUGCCUCCUGGAGGGUGGUAGAAGAAGGUGGUAUAGAUCCAGUGCUGCGGGGUUUGUUGUUAUCCCCAGCCAAGCUCCAGGCUCCUGAGCAGAUGAUGGUGGAGGAGUUGACUGAAAGACUGUUCCAGGCUCACGGCGGGCUGCCGCUGGACCUCGGGGCUCUGAAUUUGCAGAGGGGGCGUGAUCAUGGCCUGCCUGGUUACGGUGCAUGGCGAGAGUUUUGUGGCCUUUCCGUCCCUGCAAACGAAUCUGAUUUAAUAGAAAUUCUGGAGAACGUAGGCUUGGUGCGCAAGCUGCUGGCUCUGUAUGCUACAGUCUGGAACAUUGACGUGUGGGUGGGUGCUAUCUCAGAGCCUGCACUGUCUGGAGGGAGAGUUGGGCCUCUGCUAGCCUGUCUGAUAGCCAAACAGUUCCGCGCACUCCGCGAUGGAGACAGGUUCUGGUGGGAGCGAGAGGGUGUAUUCAGCACUGCUCAGAGACGCUCACUGCGUACGGUAUCUCUCUCUCGCAUCAUUUGUGACAACACGCACAUCUGCCUGGUGCCCUCGGACCCGUUUGUACGGACGCUCCGGCCUGACAAGCUCCUACCCUGCACACACACAAACAUCACACACCUUAAUCUCUCUGCAUGGAAGGAGCCAGACACUGGUAGGAGAAACAGACAGCAUGUACUCUUCAUUGUUAUACAUAGAGAUUUCCAGUCACGGAUACAAAAACGCUCAAACGUUGUUUCUUCAGACCCAGUGUGUGGCUCCAUUCCGCGGCUGAAAGUGGGUUUCUCCGUGCUGUGCGAUUCUGCAGUGCUGUACCAGUGUCCAUCUGGCUAUCUGCUUCACGGGGCCGCUCACAUCACCUGUGAUCCAAACACACGCCUGUGGACUCCACACCCACCCACCUGUCAAGCUUUUACCCCUCACCUCUUCCCUGCCAGCAUUGAGCAUUUUGUGGCUGUGGGUCUGAAUCAGACAUCAUCUGUGAUGACUGUGCAUCAUUCCGAUGUCAACACGGUGUGCUCAGCUUAG